ACGUCCGGAGCCGGGCCGUGAUUCUGCGCAUUGUACUUCCGUCUCCCGACAUGGUGUGGUGGUGGUGUUGAUGUUUGCUGGGCGCUGAUGAGUGUGGGGACCACGACCACGCCGCUCAAACAAAACUGAUAGUUUAUUGGAGAAUGUUUUAACGGGAUUAUUCAAAAUGCAACCCAUGUAUGUGCUCUAUGAGCAUGCUGCGGGAUAUGCCUUGUUCUCUGUCAAGGAGUUCGAGGAGGUGGGGAUGCUCCUACCUCAAGUGGAAGCAUCGGUCACAGAUUUGAGCAGGUUCAAUGGUAUUGUGAAACUUGUUAGCUUCUCUGCAUUCAAGAAUGCCUUGGCUGCAUUGGAAAAUGUCAACGGAAUAUCUGAAGGUAUCAUGCAUGAGGAUCUGCAACUCUUUUUGCAGUCCAAUAUUCCAAAACCCAAGAAGGUAGUCCUUGGUGUUAGUGAGCCGAAGCUUGGAGCCAGCAUUAAUGAAGCUCUAGGCAUCAAUUGCACUCAUCUUGGUGCAGUUCCUGAAAUCAUCAGAGGUAUUCGGUUUCAUUUUCACAACUUGAUCAAAGGAUUUACUGCUAAAUCGUCAGGUGUUGCCCAGUUAGGUUUGGGUCACAGUUAUUCCAGAUCAAAAGUCAAGUUCAAUGUCCACAGAGUUGACAACAUGAUCAUCCAGAGUAUUGCCUUAUUAGACCAACUUGAUAAGGAUGUCAACACAUUUUCUAUGCGGAUACGCGAAUGGUAUUCCUACCACUUCCCAGAGCUUGUCAAAAUUGUCCCUGAGAAUUACUUGUAUGCAAAGGUUGCCAAAUUCAUUCAGAAUCGUAAGAACUUGUCAGAAGAAAGUCUUGAGGGUCUAGAAGAAAUUGUUAUGGAUAGCUCUAAAGCUCAGGCUAUCCUUGAUGCAUCAAGAUCUUCAAUGGGUAUGGACAUAUCUCCUGUGGAUCUGCUGAACAUUGAAAUGUUUGCUGGAAGAGUUGUAGCAUUAGCUGACUACAGGAAACAACUGGCUGGUUACUUAAGAUCCAAAAUGGAAGGUGUAGCACCAAACCUUGCAUCUCUCAUCGGAGAUCAGGUUGGUGCUAGGUUGAUUGCUCAUGCAGGCUCCCUCACAAAUCUUGCUAAAUAUCCAGCGUCAACUGUUCAAAUCCUUGGUGCUGAGAAGGCUCUAUUUAGAGCUUUGAAAACAAAAGGUAACACACCUAAAUAUGGCCUUUUGUUCCACUCUACAUUCAUUGGUAGAGCAGGUGCAAAGAACAAAGGUAGAAUAUCUCGAUACUUGGCUAACAAGUGUUCAAUUGCUUCAAGAAUUGAUUGUUUCUCUGAAAAUCCCACCCACAUAUUUGGUGACAAGCUGAAACAGCAAGUUGAGGAUCGUCUCAAGUUUUAUGAAACUGGCGAUAUUCCUAAGAAGAACAUUGAUGUUAUGAAGGAGGCCCUUGAGGAGGCACAGCAAGAGCAAGCUCAGGCUGAGCAAGCUACUUCAGAGAAAAAGAAGAAGAAGAAAGACAAGAAACGUAAACUGUCUGAGUCAGCCCCCGAGGAGGAAAAUGGUCACACAAAUGGUGAUCACAGUAUGAAUGGCGAUGACGAGGAGAAACCCAAGAAAAAGAAAAAGAAGAAGAAGACUAAGAGUGAAUCAGAAGAUUGAAUGUAGCUUUUGUUUCAUGUUUCUUUUAUUUUGGGACACCACACUCAGAUUACAUAUUUUUAAGUGAAAAAAUCAAUUUCAUUUCCCAACCCACUUCUAUUUCCUGUUAAAUCUUUCUUUUUUUCUACUGAGUUUAGAUUUAACUCAAAUUUAUUGUUUAUUUUUCAAUCAAGAGAUGUGAUUAUUUGUUGUCUGUUGAAUUGCAAUUUCAACCAUUUUAUAGCAGUGUUACAUAUGUACCUCUGUACCUGAAAGAUAACCCUAGUUUUGCACUGUUUCAUUUGAUAUGGUUGGAUGUGUGAAUGGAAUUAAAAGGGGUGUGUGAAA
Messenger RNA from Frankliniella occidentalis (western flower thrips), 1975 nucleotides. It is a transcript of the gene Nop56, whose product is annotated as nucleolar protein 56. Lineage: Eukaryota; Metazoa; Arthropoda; Insecta; Thysanoptera; Thripidae. Gene Ontology annotation, cellular component: box C/D methylation guide snoRNP complex; small-subunit processome. Bases 167 to 1648 code for a protein of 493 amino acids. The transcript has 8 exons. The record is from RefSeq and is a predicted model, not a curated record. Gene Ontology annotation, molecular function: snoRNA binding.